This is a messenger RNA of Dermochelys coriacea (leatherback sea turtle), 3391 nucleotides long. RefSeq names its product Bardet-Biedl syndrome 10 (gene BBS10). The coding region runs from base 30 to 2279 and encodes 749 amino acids. Gene Ontology annotation, biological process: chaperone-mediated protein complex assembly. Lineage: Eukaryota; Metazoa; Chordata; Testudines; Dermochelyidae. Gene Ontology annotation, molecular function: ATP-dependent protein folding chaperone; ATP binding. The transcript is spliced from 2 exons. The record is from RefSeq and is a predicted model, not a curated record.
GCGUCACCGCCUUCCAACGUGAUGGCGUCAUGGCGCCGCAGCGGCGGGCGCUUCCCAUGGCGGCCGCGGUGUCCCUGGACUUGGGGCGGCUGGGGCAGGAGGCCGCGGCGCUGGCGAGCGCGGUGCGGGGCGCGGUCGGGCCGCGCGGGGGGCAGGUGCUCCUGACCGGCCCGACGGGAGAGACGCUGCUCACGCGGGACGGGAGGCGAGUGCUGGAGGCGCUGAACCUCGGCCCGCCCACGGCCAGAAUGAUGGUAGCUUGUGUCUCCAGGCACCACAGCAUGACUGGAGAUGGUGCUAAAACAUUCAUCAUCCUAUUGUCCAAAUUACUCAGAGGACUUCAAGCAAUUCUUGAUAAAAGAGAAGGAUCUCCAUUUUGUGAGGAUAUUCAAAGGAGAGAUGGAUAUCAAAAACAUUGUCACAGUCUGAAGCAAAUAUCUCAGUCUCUUACGACAUUUCAGACUCAGAUAUUGGACCACAUCAUGGCACAACACCUAAGAAAACAUUUUUUAUCUGCCUUUUCUAGUUGGGAAGGAGAGAUACGUAGGGACACAAUGGAGUCAAUAUUCGAAGCUUACUUUUGUGGAAGAAUAGGAAAUAGUCAUCAGAAGCUUCUUUCCCAGUUGAGUUGUGAUUUUUAUUACAGGUGUAUACCUUUCAAAAAUGGUAGAAAUGAAAUGCUGAAUUUAGUGAAUGAAUAUUUUGUAGAAUUGCAUUCUGCUGUAACAGGUCUUCCUGUUUCAGAUUCCAGGAUCUUAGAGGGACUUGUUCUUCACAGAGAUUUUGCUGUGUAUUGUCCAGCAGAUGGGGACAUAAGAAUGUUAAUUGUAACAGAAUCAAUCCACUCUGCUCUUUCUGCCUCUGGUUUAGAGUUUGUUGUAAAUGCAGAAGUUCAGUGUCAAGCUUCCCAAGUCUGGAUUACAAAAAGAACAGAAGCUAUAAUGAAACACUUGAAGAACAACAAUAUAAAAGUAUUGUUGUCAAGUGUGAAACAACAGGAAAUAGUUAGUUACUACGCAAAAAUAAGUGGUAUAUCUAUUGUAGAGUGUUUAUCGUCAGAAGAAAUCUCUCUUCUCUGCAAGACCACAGGUAUCUCACCUUUUAUACCUACUCGGGACAAUAUACGUGGUGAGAUCACUGAAACCAUGAUAGCAAAAUUUUGUCAGCCUCUUGUACUUGGCUCCAAGAGAUAUGUUCAUCUUGGUUUGACAAGGACAUGUGCCUUUCAGCCACAUUGUGUAAUCUUUUGUGGACCAAUGCAUGGUGUCACUGAACUGCAUGCCUCUGCUUUUCAUGGAGCAUUUAAAAUGUUACAGCAACUAUUUAAAGCAGUUGAUCUGAGUUACAGAUGUAAAGCACAACCUGAAAACCCAAAUAAUGCAUCAAAAGCUGUACAUUGUAGUUGGCAACAUUCAGCUACUCAACCAAAACUCAUAAUGGAGAAUAUUUCUUGUAAUAGGGAAAAGGUCAAUGACCAACAACUGAAAACAUCUAUGGCUGAAACAGAAAAACAGUUUAUAGACUCUUCAUCAUGUAAUGAAACAGACUUGCAAAAAUCAUCAGUCCUAGCCAUGCCCAUUGUAGAAUUAGAGAGUGAUCAUAUGUUUUCAGCUCUAAUUGACAGAGGUAGUUCUGUAAGAGAGUUACAGAAACCGCCACUGAAAUGCAAGCAUCCAAGUGAAAUGUGGGUAAAGAAUAAGAGUGAGCCAGUUGUCAACAACCACAGGAUUUGUAAUGAUGCUAUGACAGCUAUAGAAAACACCAGUACAUCAGUUGUGUCCAAACAGCUGAACGCUGCUAAGGAGUACUGGAAACCAGGCAAUCGUAUAAUUCCAUUUAAGUAUGAGAAGAGUUAUAAACACACAGUCCAAAGUUGCACCAAUUUGGUCAUACAGGCAGGAUCAGUUUUGCCAGUUGGAGGUAACUUUGAGAUCCUGUUACAUUAUUAUCUCCAUUCCUAUGCAAAACAAUGCCAACAACCAAAAAUAGCUGUUCUUUCUACUGUAAUUGCUGAUGCAUUGCUAAGCAUUCCAAAAAUCCUUUACAAGACAACAAAAGAGAACAGUUUUACUCAGGUCUAUUUCAAAGCCAUUACUGCCCUUCAAACUAAUCAGCAGCUGCCCAUGCAUAACCAAGGUCUAGAAUCAGUGUAUUGUAAAUAUCAGUUAGUAGCUUCUGUUCUUCAUUGUGUUACAAACCUUCUCACUAUUGAUUUAAUAAUUGGUAUUAGGAGACUACCUCAAAAGACUGAGGUUAAUGAUUCAGAAGAAGAUUUGUGAAAACAAUGUUUUUGUUUCUCCUAUGUUGUUACCGGAAGUUUUUGAUUCAAUUAUAUUAAGCCAAUGAUGUUACUUUAGAAACACUGCUUUUAAUUUAAAACCUUUAUUUCCAAUUUGUCUAUUUCGGUAUGAAAGGUUAUGGCCUGCCCAAGUGAUUUUCCCGGAAAAGUAGCAGCCAGCUAACUUUCCUUUGGAGGACAUGGAUACAGCCCUCCUAGAAUAGACAACAAACAAAUUAUUUGAAAAUACAAAUAUUUAUUUAGAAGUGAAUAGUUACAGUAAAGAGGAGAGAGAGAGGUACAGUAACUCCUCACUUAAAGUCGUUCUGGUUAACGUUUUGUUAUGUUGCUGAUCAAUUAGAGAACAUGAUAGUUUAAAGUUGCGCAAUGCUCCCUUAUAAUGUCAUUUGGCAGCUGCCUGCUUUAUCCACUGCUCGCAGGAAGAGCAGCCCCUUGGAGCUAGCUGGUGGGGGCUUGGAACCAGGGUGGACCGGCAGCCCCCUUAUCUGCUGCCUGCUGCCCACUCCCCUAAGUUCCCUGUGCAGCAGCUGCCCAGCAGGCUAUCAACUGUCCCUCCUGCUGUCCCACUGCCAUAUGCUGCUCCUGCCCUCUGCCUUGGACCUGCUUUCCACUUGCCAUGCUGGGGCGGGAGGGGAAAGAGAGGGGCUAAUGUCAGGGUGUCCCCCUGCUCCUGUACCCCGCUUAUCGCAUUUCCAUAGAGCGGGGGGGACACCACAAGGCUCAGGACAGAGGGAGCUUCCUGGCAGGAGCUUCUGUCUCAACUUGCUGAUAUACUUUAAAAAGGCAGUGUACUUAGAGUGGGGUCAGCGUACAUAAAGGGGCAAUGCGAAUAUCUCUCUGUGUUGCGCGCACACACACACACGUGUGUCUCUGUCUGCCAUGCUGUCUCUGCUCCCUCCAUUCGUGUUGCCUUAUAGAAUGUGAGGCUACAUUAACAACAAUGGGUUGACCCUUGAGUGCUCAGCUGAUUGCGAGAUCAUCAUUUAGCGGUAAGGCAUUCCCCUGGGAAGGAUCCCACCUUCUGACUUCACCAUCUCCAUCAAUCUUCACAAUCAUCAUUGCAGUGUAGCAGUAUUAAAUUGUUUAAAACUU